UAAUUGUUGGGUUUCUUUUUUUUUUUUUUUUAAUUCUCAAUUAAAAUGGGUUUUUUUUUUUAAAAGGCUAAUAUAGUUUCUUGUUUGCGUAAAUUUAACGCUUCUUGUUCGGACGUCAAAGCAACGCUUCUUUUUGAUUCCGACUGAUAUAAAUACUCUUAACUUCAAUUUUUUGAUUUCUCUGCAACUUGGAUUUUUCUUCUUGCCCUUUUACUUUCCAGAUAACAUCGAUCCACUGCAAAAACAUGUCUAGUGAGUUGUGUUCAAUGAGACCUUUGUUUGGUGGCGCUAUCUCCACUGUCUUCCCUCAAAGAUUUGAGGAUGUGAGUGAUAUCCGACAAGUUCCAGAUCAUCAGGAAGUGUUUGUGGAUCCUUCAAGGGAUGAGAGUUUGAUAUUUGAGUUGCUAGAUUUCAAGACUGAGGUUGGUGACAUUGGCAGUGCUUCUUGGUUCCUUAACGAUCUUGCGCGUGAGCAAGAUGCUGAAGGAUUUCAGUUGAUUGAGCAAUCAGAGGUCAUUGAGGCGCCUGGACUGUCGUACAGAAACAUCCCUGCUGUUGCAACUACCGCUAUUGGAGAGAUGGCUAUAUCCAAAGGAAGACAGGGAAGAGAAGCACAAAACCUAGUGAGGGUAUAUGUGGCAAAUCUGCGUCUUAAGGGAGUUGAUACAGAUGUCUUGGUGACUGCAUAUGAACCUAUUCUGAUAAACCCUCUGAGCGAGAGCGCGGAUGCUGUGGGAUCUGGUUUAGCUGUCCCAGCUUCACAGUCUGGAAAAAUGCCAAUGCGUGAUGUCAUUAAACAAUCACUCUCUACUUUCAAAGUCAAUGACUGGAAUCUUUUCGGUUCCUCAGCUUGAGUCUAUGCCAAAAUGAGAAGACGAUUCAAUCCUACCAAUACAAGGCUUCAAGAAGUUUGCUUUAAUAAAGUUUUUGAAGUACUUUUAGUUUUAGUUCUUGAUCCUUUGAAUUAGGUUUUAGGCUUUUAGUAGUUGGAGCUUUAUAAAUAGGAUCUUAUUUCCCUUGUGUAAGACACCUUUGGCUUUGAGAAAAUAGAGACUCUUCUCCCUUUUCCUUGAAUCGCUUUGAAUUCAGUUUCCCAUU
Camelina sativa (false flax) is the source of this 1098-nucleotide messenger RNA. RefSeq lists its product as uncharacterized. The record is from RefSeq and is a predicted model, not a curated record. Gene Ontology annotation, cellular component: nucleus. Lineage: Eukaryota; Viridiplantae; Streptophyta; Magnoliopsida; Brassicales; Brassicaceae. Gene Ontology annotation, molecular function: small GTPase binding; guanyl-nucleotide exchange factor activity. Gene Ontology annotation, biological process: protein import into nucleus.